AUGCAACGGUCAGGGAAGGCAAAGGGCGCCUUCUCGGAGGGCUCCGGCAAGCGACCAAGAGUGGCUAAGCCAGGUCGAGUUGCAAUCGCCAUCGGCAGGCAAGACGCGCUCGAGCCUGUGUUGACAAUCACCAGUCGGAGAUGUCCCGAUGGCGUUUCUCAACAUUCCUUCUGGCAUUCAGGGAUCCCCAGAAACACUUCCAUCGAGGGAGAAGACUAUGUAGACGGCCUAAAGGCAAGCGAGUCAACGCAUGGCAUCAUCCUGACAGAGCGAAAUGAAUAA
Molecule: messenger RNA, 282 nt
Organism: Nannizzia gypsea CBS 118893
Lineage: Eukaryota; Fungi; Ascomycota; Eurotiomycetes; Onygenales; Arthrodermataceae
Exons: 2
Coding region: 1-282 (93 amino acids)
Source: RefSeq, a predicted model, not a curated record